AUGGCGGAGAAGGACGAGGCAUCCAAGGAUCUCUUCUAUGAACGCUUAGAAGGCACAUAUAGCGCUGCCCCCGACUCGUAUAAAAUUCGUGCUUGGCGAUUUCAAAGCCAACGCUGUCGUGAGACAGGCUUUAUUUAUGCCAUCACCAGUGCCGCUGUCACACAUUCCAUUGCGCGCGCCUGCAGCGAGGGCUCCAUUGAAUCGUGCACCUGUGAUUACAGCCAUCAGUCGCGAUCGCCGCAAACGAGCCAACUUGGCAGCGUAGCAGGUGUUCGCGACUGGGAAUGGGGGGGUUGUUCGGAUAAUAUUGGAUUUGGUUUUAAAUUUUCACGUGAUUUCGUAGACACCGGAGAACGUGGACGCAAUUUAAGAGAAAAAAUGAAUUUGCAUAAUAAUGAAGCUGGCAGAGCUGUAAGUAUCCCGCUGCAUCCUUUGCAUGAAUAUGAACUUUAUUGA
Rhagoletis pomonella (apple maggot) is the source of this 456-nucleotide messenger RNA. RefSeq names its product protein wingless-like. Gene Ontology annotation, biological process: multicellular organism development; neuron differentiation; cell fate commitment. Lineage: Eukaryota; Metazoa; Arthropoda; Insecta; Diptera; Tephritidae. The coding region runs from base 1 to 456 and encodes 151 amino acids. Gene Ontology annotation, cellular component: extracellular region. Gene Ontology annotation, molecular function: frizzled binding; cytokine activity. The record is from RefSeq and is a predicted model, not a curated record. The transcript has 3 exons.